AUGGAACCCCAAACAUUACCUAGCUCAUGGGUUGAGCCUGCGCGGCCUGUGCAUCCCUCUCUCAUCAAACUAUCUGCUCUGGAUAAUUUAACCGCGCCAGUCUAUCCUUCACCGACAGAGUUCUUCCCUUUAAAACCAGAUGUCGAUCCUAGACAGCUCUACGAAGACUGCAAACGUGGCCUCGCUCGAUACUUAUACGAGCACCCACAUCUUGCUGGUAGAAUCGUCAAGGAUGAAACAGGACGCAACUCGAUCGAGAUUCGGCCACCGCCGUAUGCCGGUGUCGACUUUGAGUUCCACGACCUCCGGGGUAUAAAGGAGAUGCCUACCUAUGACGAGUUCAAAAGAUACGGCUGGCCACUCGCUGACGGUGAUCGAGAUGGUCUGGGCAAACUGCGCCAAGAAGUCUUCCCAGGAGCCCAGGACGGCGAUCCCAUCGUUGUUGCCAAAUUUAAUGUCAUCAAAGGCGGCAUAGUGUUGCACAUGUCCAUUGCACAUGCUAUAUGCGACCUUGUGCAGUGUAUGGACAUGUUGGGGUCUUGGGCACGUCACACGUGUGCUGUUGCCACUGCGCGGACAAAGGAUCUGCCAGAGCCUCCGCUCCCGCCGCAAGUAGCAGCGAAUCUGAUGGACCGCUCGCCGAUGACGCCUGAUGUGCAGACUGAGCAUGAUCUCGAUAAGUUGGCGGCUCGUGUAGCAAAUCUUCCAAACUGGACAAUGCUCGACCCUCGCGAUCCACAAAAGAUGUACGAGAAGAUAGAUGGCCUCUUCACCAAGGCUCGUUUGACAGACAAUGACCUGGCCGUCUCUCCUGAAGAUAAGCUUCGUCAGCCCUCGUCCUGUGUAUGGACCUUCCCUCAAUCAUCAAUCAAGAAACUGAAGCUUGCCCUGGAGAGAGCGUCGCCUAAAGACACCAGAUUGUCAUCUAUCGACUGUCUGACGGCUUUUACCUGGCAGCGUUUCUUCAAGGCUAAAUGCGCCCCAGGAGUGCCAGGCCCAGAGCCUGCACCUAAGACAACGCAUAUCGUUUAUGUUGGGAGCGUGCGUCAUCGCCUGACUCCGCCAUUGCCUCUCAACUACAUGCCGGCUUGCGUGGACUUCUUCCCAAUUACCGAAAAGACCGACGAUUUCACAUCCGCAACCACGGAGACCUUGACCAGGGCGGCAACGAUGAUUCGCAGUUGCAACAAGAGCUGGAGCGAAGAACCAUUCCGCGAAUUGCUCGAGAUUGCGCAGAUGCACCCUAUGAACCCGGGAAUUGUACCAGAAGGUUCGCUCGAUGCACUUGUCACUGAUCACACGCGUGUGACCCCAGCCAUGCUUGAGGACUGGGGUCCUGGCCUCGGACGGUGUGAGGCGUAUCGUGAGCCAUAUUUCGGCCGGGAGUUCCCCCGUGGCGAGAUUACUCUCAUGCCAGCUCAUGGUAAAGGCGACGUGGAUGUUAUGUUUGCUGGCGAGGCUGUCGUCAUGGAGCGGCUGAGGAAUGACAAGGAGAUGAAUGCUUUGGCUUCGUGUCGGUUCGUUGUGGAGGACUUUGUCAAGAGAAUUGCAAAGGAGCGGCGUUCAUCGAAAUUAUAA
This is a messenger RNA of Penicillium bovifimosum, 1578 nucleotides long. RefSeq lists its product as uncharacterized. The record is from RefSeq and is a predicted model, not a curated record. Lineage: Eukaryota; Fungi; Ascomycota; Eurotiomycetes; Eurotiales; Aspergillaceae. Bases 1 to 1578 code for a protein of 525 amino acids. The transcript has a single exon.